This is a messenger RNA of Lindgomyces ingoldianus, 468 nucleotides long. RefSeq lists its product as uncharacterized. The record is from RefSeq and is a predicted model, not a curated record. The transcript has a single exon. Lineage: Eukaryota; Fungi; Ascomycota; Dothideomycetes; Pleosporales; Lindgomycetaceae. Bases 148 to 423 code for a protein of 91 amino acids.
GCUCUUCGAGGGAUAUGCCCUUCCGUUCCAAAAUACAGAGAUGAUCACAUUUUCUUGGCGUUUUGCGUGCAUGGCUCUGGUGUGAAUACAACCAGAGUCGAUAGGCGUUUUGGGGCAUGGGAAGUUGAUCUAUAUCUUUUUGGAAGGAUGGUGGAUCUGAAUUGGGAUUCAUCGUAUGGGCUUCUGACAGAAGGGGUUCGUGUGAGCCGGUUCUAUUCCAUGUUGCCGGAACCGAACAUCCUCUCUGUGCCGAAUUUCUUCUGGGGGUUUUCUCUCAACCUUUAUUUUCUUCGUCACGGCCGCUGUAUAGCAGUAUUCUGUCAGUCUCUUGGAAAAGGGUCGUGUAUACAUAUCCCCACAGGUAGUCGGUCUAUCAUACGGGACUCGAUCUGGUUUCGGUCCGCAUCUGGUGCAUUAGAUUGAUGAGGGUCAACCAUCAGCGAAUUGGAUUCUUGUUCACUCUGGAAA